UCAAAAGUGCUGUGUGACAAUGCGCUGCUUUCUUAAUUUUCUGCCUUUUCUGCUUACCAUGGCCUUGGUAGGUCAGGCAUGUGGUUAUUCUUACCUGAUGGUGAUGCACACCGCCUCCAAAUCGCACCACGUUGUGGGUGAGGCACUGGCCAAAGGAUUAAUAGCUGCCGGUCAUGAGGUCACCAUAAUAUCACCAUUUGCCCAGAAGAAACCUAUCAAAAACCUCAUCGACAUUGACACGCCAAACACUAUCAAAAUAAUGGAAGCUUACAAAUCAAGGAUCUUACAAAAUAUGAAAAAAUCAUUGGUUUUGCGCUAUCCCCUCAUGCAUGGAAUGGGAUUGGAUCUGACAGAAGUCCUUCUGGUGGCCCCGGAGGUGCAGGAGCUCCUCGGACGAAAUCGAACCUUCGAUGCCGUCAUCUGUGAGUCAUUCAUGAACGACGCCCACUAUGGAUUUGCUGAACACUUUGGAGCACCACUUAUCACGCUAAGCCCUCUGGGAGCCACUGGCUGGACCUCAGAUCUGGUGGGCACACCCUCUCCUCCUUCGUAUGUUCCGCACUUCUUAUUGCCAUUCGACGAUCAUAUGGAUUUCUGGCAGAGAGCCCAGAAUCUAGGAUUCCAGGCAUACGAAUAUAUUUACCAUAAUUGGGUCUAUCUACCCAAACAGGAGGCUAUGUAUAAAAAGUACUUCACAAACAAUAAGCAAGACUUUUAUAAGAUGCGCAGAGACACUUCGUUGGUCCUGCUAAACAAUCAUGUUUCACUGAGCAAUCCUCGUCCCUAUUCGCCCAAUAUGAUUGAGGUCGGUGGAAUGCACGUGAGUCGGAAGGAUCCAAAGCCCCUGCCCAAGGAUAUUCGGGAAUUUAUUGAGGGAGCCGAGCAUGGUGUGAUCUAUUUCUCCCUGGGCUCCAAUCUCAAGAGCAAGGACUUGCCAGAGGAGAAACGAAAGGCCUUUGUGGAGACCCUAAAGGGUCUCAAGUUCCGAGUGCUUUGGAAAUACGAAGAUGACAACUUUGCCGACAAGCCUGCCAACGUGUUUAUAUCCAAAUGGUUCCCGCAGGACGACAUCCUGGCCCACGAGAAGGUCAUAGCCUUUAUAACCCAUGGCGGACUCUUGAGCACCAUGGAGACCAUUUACCAUGGCAAACCGGUCGUGGGAAUACCCUUCUUUGGGGAUCAGUUUAUGAACAUGGCACGAGCUGAGCAAUUGGGCUAUGGAAUCACUGUAAAAUAUGGCCAACUCACAGCUUCUCGUUUCCGUUCCGCCAUCGAUCGGAUCACCAGUGACCCCAGCUAUAUGCAGCGGGCCAAGGCCAUGUCCAGCCAGUUUCGAGAUCAGAAGGAGACACCCCUGGAGAGGGCUGUUUACUGGGUGGAGCACGUGACCCGGCAGAGGGGAGCCAAGUAUCUAAGGAGUGCCUCGCAGGAUCUGAGUUUUGUAGAGUACCACAAUUUGGACGUUUUGGCAGCAUUCUUCGCUAUUUUCAGUUUGGUUUUAGUUUCGUUAGUGCUUCUAAUCCGAUUUAUUGCUAUUAAAGUGAAAGGUUCUAAAGCGAAAACUUUAAAACAGAAGACUCAAAUAAGUCCCAUUAAUUGCUUAGAAUUUGUGAGCCGGAGAACAGUGAGAAUGAAACCAACAGGUGGUCAAACGAGUUUCUUGGGCCUACUGCUGCUUUGCCUGCUGAGCUGCGUGUCGGCCUAUAAUUAUCUGGUUGUGCUCCAUACCGCCGCCCGAUCCCACUACCAUGUGGGAUCAGCCCUGGCCAAGGGAUUAGCCAGUGCCGGCCAUCAGGUCACCCUUGUGUCACCCUUCGAGCUAAAGAAGCCCAUCAAAAAUAUCAAGGAUGUGACAGCCAAAGGCAUUAUAGCCAGCAUGGAGGGAAGAAUGACCAACUUACUGGAGAGUUCCAAGCAGCCGAUAAUCAAGCAGAUCGUGGAGUUCCAUAAAAUGGGAAUUGAAAUAACCGAUACUUUGCUAAGUGAUCCCGGCGUGAUUGAGCUUAUGAAAACGAAUCAGACUUUUGAUGCUGUGAUAUGUGAGGUUUUCCUCAAUGAAGCUCAUUUUGGCCUGGCCGAGCAUUUUAAGGCCCCGCUGAUAGGAGUGGGCACCUUUGGAGCCAUUAGCUGGAAUACAGAUCUGGUUGGCACACCAUCUCCGCCGUCGUAUGUGCCACAUGCCAUGCUCAAGUUUAGCGACCGCAUGUCCUUUGUGGAACGUGUGGCAAAUCUGGCCUUUGCCACCUAUGAGUAUCUGUUCCUCAACUUUAUCUAUUUGCCACGACAAGAGGUCCUGUACCGAAAGUAUUUCCCCAACAACAAGCAGGACUUUUACGAUAUGCGCAGGAAUACUGCUCUAGUGCUUUUGAAUCAACAUGUCUCACUCAGUUUCCCGAGACCCUACUCCCCCAACAUGAUCGAGGUGGGCGGCAUGCAUAUUAACCGCAAACGCAACCCUCUGCCCAAGGACAUUGAGGCGUUUAUCGAGGGAGCCGAGCAUGGAGUCAUCUAUUUCUCCAUGGGUUCCAAUUUGAAGAGCAAGACCUUGCCGCUGGACAAGAGGCAGGCAUUGAUCGACACUUUUGCCCAACUGAAGCAGCGAGUGCUGUGGAAGUUCGAGGAUACCAACUUGCCUGGUAAACCUGAUAAUGUCUUCAUCUCGGACUGGUUCCCCCAGGACGAUAUCCUGGCUCAUGAUAAUGUGAUUGCCUUUAUCACACACGGAGGUCUUCUGAGUACCACGGAAUCGAUUUACCAUCGCAAACCCUUCGUAGGCAUCCCAAUCUUUGGGGAUCAGUUCCUAAACAUGGCCCGGGCUGAGCAGAAUGGCUAUGGUGUGACCGUAAACUACGAGGAACUGACUGCUCCCAGACUCCUGGCAGCUAUUCAGCGACUUAUUCAGGAUCCUGAGGCCACCCAAAAGGUGCGCGACAUGUCCGACAGGUAUCGGGAUCAGCCGCAAAAACCUCUGGAGCGAGCUGUGUUCUGGGUAGAGCAUGUGUCCCGACACAAGGGUGCCAAGUAUCUAAGGAGCGCCUCUCAGGAUCUGAAUUUCAUUCAGUAUCACAGCCUGGAUACUAUGCUAGUCCUUUACGGUGGCAUUGCAUUUGUGAUAUUCUGCAUUAUGCUGCUCAUACGUCGAAUUUUCCGCUUUCUGCAGGAAUUGUUUAUAAAGAAUGAUACUCCCAAACAGAAGCCGAAGGUCAAGCGUAAUUAAGAACCAGAAACUAUUGAAAGUAAGAAUACCUUUAGAAUAAAUACGGUGAUAUGUUUUAAAA
Drosophila serrata is the source of this 3278-nucleotide messenger RNA. RefSeq names its product UDP-glycosyltransferase family 302 member C1 (gene Ugt302C1). Lineage: Eukaryota; Metazoa; Arthropoda; Insecta; Diptera; Drosophilidae. Gene Ontology annotation, molecular function: UDP-glycosyltransferase activity. The record is from RefSeq and is a predicted model, not a curated record.